Thlaspi arvense is the source of this 540-nucleotide messenger RNA. NCBI's taxonomy places the organism in Eukaryota, Viridiplantae, Streptophyta, Magnoliopsida, Brassicales, Brassicaceae. The record is from the annotation of a GenBank genome assembly.
AUGUUUAAGAUAGAGAAAGCAAGCAAGGAAGAAAGGAUAACUUGGAGAGAAUAUGCUGGUUCUGUUAUAUGUAGUUUGCAUGAGUAUCAAUGCAAGGCUAGGCUAACUGCAUUGACAAAAAGACUUGGACUUGUUGAUCCACCAGAUAAUCCAGACAAUAAGCUAAUAAAAUACAAGUGGGAUGAUCCUCAUGUAGUUCCUGCUGAUAUGACUCCUGAAGUUGCUGAGCUAUUUACUCGAGAAUUGACCAGGUACAUUGAAGAGACAGAAGAACUUGCUAUUAAGGGUCUGAAGGAUAAUCGGCUGAUAUUGGACAUGAUUGCCAAAGAACUGCUAGAGAGGUCGAGGAUAACAGGAUUGGAAAAAAAUAUAUUAGCUGGGGUGCCAAGAAGGAAGCACAAACUAUGCUUGGAAGUUGAAGAAAGAAUGAAAGGACUGUCUCCUAUUAUGUUUGAAGAUUUUGUUAAACCUUUCCAGAUCUCGAUAGAGGCUGGCAUGAUAGGGAAGCAGGCCCUUCCUACUUCAAUCCAGAGGUUUUAG